UGUUAAUGAAGUGACCAACCACAACUAUUGUUGCAAAUGUUUUAAUUACGUCUGUAGUACUUGUCAUAAAAUCGAGAUAUUUUGGGGAAAAGGAGAUUAUUUGCAAGGUUUUUAGUAUAGAAGCUGUGUUGACAAUUUGCUAAGAUGGAUAACAUUGAUGAAAUUGAAACGAGGCGUCUCCUGUCUUCACAUGAUCAGCGGAGAACUAUGGAGAAACUGACAGACAUUGAGCUGACAAGCAUUGACAGCACUGACCCUAAACCAAGGUCGUUCGAAAACGCAGAUGCCACAGCCAUCUUGAUUCAGGAGGAUGAUAUCGAGACUCCAUAUGGCAACAUGCAUGUGGCCAUUCAGGGGGACCGAUCCAAGAUGGCCAUCCUCACCUUUCAUGACAUUGGACUCAACCACGCGACCUGUUUUCAAGGGUUCUUCAGCUAUGCAGACAUGCAGCCAAUAUUACGACACUUCUGCGUCUACCAUGUCAAUGCACCAGGGCAAGAGGAAGGAGCUCUCCAACUGAAACCAGAACACGAUGUUCUGGGUAAUCCUGAUUCUCUAGGUAGCAGGUUUGUCUUUCCAACCAUGGAUGAACUGGCAGAGGGCGUUCACUCAGUUGUGGAGCAUUACGGGCUGAAGAGAUUCAUUGGCUUUGGAGUCGGCACUGGAGCCAACAUCCUCACUCGAUAUUCACUGCUUCACCCGGACCAAGUUGACUCCCUGGCGCUGGUCAAUGCUACUGCCAGUCAGGCAGGCUGGAUGGAAUGGGGAUACCAGAAGAUGAACUCCUGGUACCUGUUCUCUGGACAGCUGACCAACUUCACUGAGGAAUACCUUCUGUGGCACUGGUUUGGACAGAAAACUCGCUGGGAUAACCAUGAUCUGAUAACUGUAUACAAGGAAUACAUCAAGUCCAUCAAUCCACAAAACCUUGCUCUCUUCAUCGAGUCCUACCUGAAACGUACAGACAUGAACAUUGUCCGGGAGCUUGACCCAUUGAAGAAGAUGCAGAACAGGACUAUCAGGUGCCGGUCACUGAUGCUUGUUGGAGAUGAUUCUCCCCACAUGGAAGAUGUGGUCAACAUGAAUGGACGCAUGGACCCACAGGAGACAGACUUCAUGAAGAUCGCUGACUGUGGAGGGAUGCCGCUGGAGGAGCAGCCAGGCAAGGUCACCGAGGCCUUCAAGCUCUUCCUGCAGGGCAUGGGCUACGUUCCCUCUUUGCCGCAGUCCCGAAGCACUGCAGGAAGGAUCAGCCAGCUCAGUUCCUCCAACAACCUGGGGAAUAAGACAGCAGCUGUCUGUUAGUGUCUGUCCAUGUGUAGACCCCCGACAUUGCCACUCCAAGUACAUCAGCUCCGAUAGAGCUACCUAGCUAGAUUGCUGUAGCAGCUGGCAAACACUGACCGCCAUCUUUGUCCUGUACACUAUUUUGAUUUCUCGGUUUGAGAAAGGCUGUGCACUCAUUUGUGCUAACAGAGUUGAUUUGUGUUGUGAACUGAAGGAUAUGUAAGGUUUGGGGAAGGUGUUAUGUGAUAUAUCUGAGCAGCUAAAAUGACCCAUCACAUGACCUGGUUUCAACUCCUGUGGUAUGUGCUGACAGAGUUUGUCAUGAGUUUGUUUGAUCACUUUGACUAACGAAGCAGAGAGAAACAUGGUUAACUUUCAAUAUUUGUUGUGUCUUGGCAAUAACAUGUGUCAGUCGAUCCUGGAAAAUAAUGUUAUUUGUGUACAGUGUUUUGCAUUAGAACUUGUUGCUUAUCAUUAAUCAAGACAAAUGUGGAAUAUUGGAGGAUUUUUUAAACUUUUGAUCUGUAUUUUAUGAUAUUUUGCUUCAUGAAAUUUUAUUUGUCACAGUCACUUUAUCUGAACGAGAACAUCAGAGAACAGAAUUCUCCCUUGGCAGAAAGAUUGGAACAUGUGAAUUCCCUGAGAAAAAUAUUCUGUUAAUACAUUGACUAGAAACAAGAUAUUGCCACAAUAAAAGUCAUAUUUGCAAGAUAUUUUAAAAUAUUUUACCUACAACUGUUGAUAGACAAUAUUUACAUGAUAUUAUUGAUGACAGUUCCUUGAGUUAUCAGGACGGAAUAUACAAUGUUUUACAGUCAAUAUUUUAACAAUGUUAUAAUAUCAUUGAUUGAUAUGAUUCUGCUAUGGCUGUGAAAAUAUUCCACAGUUUAUUUGAUGGAGCAAUUAUGUCAAAAUAACUAUAUCAGGAAUUGCCACUGAUUGCUAGCACUGUUGUGAGGAUAAUACUGGAAGAUGACUCUUGGAUACACUGCAGUCUUGUAAUAGUUGUAACAUAAUCAAAUUACUUGACAUUGUCUGAUGUCUCAGUACAUUUGUUACACAACAUUUGUUUUUAACAUGUAUGAAUUUUAUGCCCUUUUGUAAAUAUUUUGCUUCUCAUAUUUUCCAUUUUAGUUGUCAUGUGAAUGAAAGAUUUAAUUGUGUACAGAUUAUGUCUAUUACAUUGAGACUGGAAAAUUAUCUUGAUUAUGCUGUAAUAUCAUGCCAUGAACCACUUGGUUUUAGUAAUCUUGAUUCUAAUUUCAUGUCUAAUUUCUAGUCGAAAACGUUCAGAUUUCUUUAAGUGUCCUGGAGCAGAUCGGUAUAUCAGCUGAUAAUGUUGCAUCUUGCAGUGUCUUGACCACUGUUUUUAAGCCUGCAUGUUCAUUUCAUAUUCGCUGUUUCUUUUGCACAAACUAAGGUCACAUUCCUAUGACAUACAAAAUAAUAUGCACCUGGAAACAUAUAUAAAAAACAUCCAAGUUUUCUU
Messenger RNA from Haliotis rubra (blacklip abalone), 2776 nucleotides. RefSeq names its product protein NDRG3-like. Gene Ontology annotation, biological process: signal transduction. Bases 145 to 1305 code for a protein of 386 amino acids. Lineage: Eukaryota; Metazoa; Mollusca; Gastropoda; Lepetellida; Haliotidae. Gene Ontology annotation, cellular component: cytoplasm. The transcript is spliced from 15 exons. The record is from RefSeq and is a predicted model, not a curated record.